This is a messenger RNA of Trichoderma harzianum CBS 226.95, 546 nucleotides long. RefSeq lists its product as hypothetical. The coding region runs from base 192 to 467 and encodes 91 amino acids. The record is from RefSeq and is a predicted model, not a curated record. NCBI's taxonomy places the organism in Eukaryota, Fungi, Ascomycota, Sordariomycetes, Hypocreales, Hypocreaceae. The transcript has 3 exons.
AGUAUCCACACCUCCUACUUGUAGGUGUUCUUCUUGUUCUGUUACCUGAAAGAAGAAGAAACUUAACAGGAGUGUGGUACUUACUGCUUCUAUAUUAUCGCAAUCCGUCGAGAUAAAACCCUGCUUCUAUUACAAAAAGAAGGGAUCCUAGUAUUUAGCUUCCGAGGUUAACUUAAGUCGCUGCUCGAAGUAUGUCGAGGAUUAUAAAUCUUAUUUCUGAAAAGGCAGCGCAUGCAGUGUCCCGGGGUAUCAACAAUUUAGCGGAGCUGGAGCAGUUGGAGCAGAAGGAGCGUAAGGCGGAGGCCGCUCUUCAGGCUGCUACAACGCAGUCGGCAGAGGGUUCUUCUAAGGUCGUCCCCGCUUCUUUAGAAUCAGUAGAUUAUUUAGGGAUAUUAUUAAUAGAUCCUAAGCUGGCACAAUCCCUAGGCUUUAAUGGAGUUUUUCUACUAGCGCCAUUAAGUUCUUAAGAUGCUCAAUAGGUUCCUAUGUUUCUUCUUUUUCUUCCCCUUUUUCCUAUUAUACCCUAUAGCAUCGUUUACCGUCUUC